This is a messenger RNA of Colletotrichum destructivum, 4996 nucleotides long. RefSeq names its product Putative hem peroxidase, heme-binding peroxidase Ccp1. Gene Ontology annotation, biological process: cellular response to oxidative stress; hydrogen peroxide catabolic process; response to reactive oxygen species. The coding region runs from base 966 to 2768 and encodes 600 amino acids. Gene Ontology annotation, molecular function: peroxidase activity; heme binding. The record is from RefSeq and is a predicted model, not a curated record. NCBI's taxonomy places the organism in Eukaryota, Fungi, Ascomycota, Sordariomycetes, Glomerellales, Glomerellaceae. The transcript is spliced from 2 exons.
GUCCCAAGUCGCGGUUUUUGUUCCUGUGGUACCGACGCAGUCAGGUCCAAAGGGGGGGAGAGAGGAAGGUCUUCGCCGGCCACUUGGAAAUAAAGUCAUAGCAGGUUCGUAAGUGAUGUGUGAGUGCACACCGCCUCUUGGAGUACUUUAUCUGUACUAUAUCCGUUCCGUGACGUUGUGCUAGAACCCCAACCCUGGAGAUGAUUUCAUAACCAUGGUCUCGGUAAGCAGCUAGUUCAAGAAUACUCUCUUUCCGAGAGUAUGGUUGGGCUGCACAAGCCACAGCCAAUGGAAACCGCCGGAUGAACGACAUUCGUCUCGAACUAUCAAAUUCCAAUAGACCAGGUCACUCGAAUAUGUCUUUGUCCGUGGUUCUCUCGACUCGUGCAGCGCUCUCUCUUUCUCUCCAUCUCUCCACAACUCCAGCGGGGAGGUAUUGGAAAUUACCUACCCCCCCUGCUCCAUCAGAUAACUUUUUCCCCCCUCGACUUAUUUCCGCAUCUGAUAAUAACCCAGCCCCGUCGGCCAUUCCGCGCCGGGCCCGAACGAACCCCCUCCCCCAUUCUCAUGUGUCCGGCCAGUUCAGGGUUCAAGGUCCUUUCCUCAUCACCUCGAACUGGGCGACACGGGCAUGGCCGUCACAGGCUAGAACCGACUCGGCCAAGUCCAUCAAGCUAGCAACUCUUCUCCAUCCACAAACACACACACUUUCAGAUGCGGAAUUCUUCAUGCAAGAAGGGACAGACUGCAGAGAGGCCGUCCGGAAGGCACCGCCACGAACCCACGAACCGGUCAGAGAUGCUCCAUUGGGCCAGGGACCCGAUGCAAGAGAACCGUCUUGACGCCUUGGCGGCUCUGGAGCUCGUUCCGUACCCCCCUACAUUUCGAUUCGAACAGGAAGCUGAUCUCCACGCGAUGGGGUCAAUAAAUCUGUCAACCCUGGACGGGGAAAGGGUCCAAUCGUGAUGAUAGAAAAGUCGGCAACAGCCGUCCAGGCCGGCGCGCUUUGCGGUCUUGAGGAACCAGAUGGCAAAGUUCUUUUCUCUCAUCCACUCCCUCACUCUCUCUCGCUCGCCGCCCACCAGUUCUCUCUCUGUUCGUCGUUCCUUUGGCUUUUGUUUCCUCGUGGCCCCGAGAUCCUUGAACCGCCAGACGCGAUGAAGAGAGAAGUUGUCGCCAUCGUCGGCGGCAUCGCGGCAUUGGCACAAGUCGCCGAGGCAGCGUACGUCUGGCCUUCCAAGUACGACGAGAUCGAAGACAUACUCUCAUUGCAAACGGGAUAUCGCAGUAGAGGCUUCGUCGAAGGCGUGACUCCAUGCUCCUUUGGUGGCAAUAUCGCCGGCCGCCAGUUCGCCGCAGAAUGGAUUCGCACGGCCUUCCAUGACGUUGCGACGACCGACGCGGCCGCCGGCGCGGGCGGCCUGGACGGCUCCAUCUGGUUCGAGCUUGACCGCACCGAGAACGGCGGCGCCGCCUUCAACAACACCUUCAGCUUCUUCAGCAACCUCUAUUCGGUCCGAGCCUCGGCUUCGGAUCUGCUGGCCAUGAGCGUCGUCGUCGCCAACGCGGGUUGUGGUGGCGCGCGAAUGCCGUUCCGCGCGGGGCGCAUCGAUGCCGUCGAAGCCGGUCCCGCGGGCGUGCCGGAACCGGAUACGCCGAUGGACACGACGCGGAGCACGUUCGCCAAGGCCGGCUUCAGCGAAAGCGAGAUGAUUGCGCUGGUGGCGUGCGGCCAUACGCUCGGCGGCGUGCACAGCAGGAACAACCCGCACAUCACGGGGCUCGACCCGACGCCGGACACGGUGACCAAGUUCGACAGCACCUUUGACGACUUUGACAACAAGAUCGCGACGGAGUACCUCAAGGGUAACACAUCGAACCCUCUAAUUGUCGGCAAGAACGAGACGCUCAACUCGGACAAGCGCAUCUUUGCGUCGGACGGCAACAAGACUAUCCAGGACCUUGGGUGCACCAAGAACGGCUUCAAGACGGCGUGCGCCGACGUCUUCACGCGCAUGAUCGACACGGUGCCCUCGGCGGUGCAGCUGACGGAGCCCAUUGAGGCCGUCGACAUCAAGCCCUACGUCGGGUUGUCGCUGGGCGAGAACGGGAGCAUUGCAUUCAGUGGCCGGGUCCGCGUCAGGACGACUGAAGGCACCGGGCGUGACGUGAGCGACUUGACGGUCCACCUGAGCUUCGCAGACCGCAACGGCGAGGGCACCGUUACGGUUCCGACGACGCUCGACGAGGGGGGCGUGACGUACGGCCUCUGGGGCGAGACGUUCGUCUGGUAUCAGUUUGAGACGGUCAUUCCGGCCGCGAACGGCAUCAGCAAGUUUCUCAUCCACCUGACGAACCCCUCCGCCAACGCAACGACGGUUUAUAGGAACGGCGGUGGCAGCGGGUACCCGCUGGACGACUCGCUGCUGUACCAGGCGUCCGCGUCGUGCGUCGACCGGACGAGCGUGAACAACGAGCGCACCUUCACCGUCACGGCCGCGGUGCGGGAGGACCGCGCCGCGGACCCCGUGAAGAUAGAGCUCGUGCGUCUAGUGAGGCGACAGGGCAUCAUUCAUCGGCAGCUCGUGGUCGAGACCGUCGAUCUGGCGGCGACGGCGGACGAGGGGGAGAGCGGGUACGUCACCUUCCAGGGGCAGAUACAGCUUCCGACAAACGGAUGGAGCACGAGCUUCGAUCUCGUGCUGGGAGGGGGGGAGAAGGAGGUCAGACUCGACUUCUUGAAGACGCAAACGUGUCCGCGCGUUUGAUAUGGUUCACGGAUGAUCGGCGACUCCUUGUUAUUUUGCCGGUGUUGAGUUGAAAAGUGAUAGCUUUUCAACCAGUCCCCGAACUCCUGGGAGGUCGCGUUGCGCUUGGCGAUGCUGGCGAGGAGGCUGAGAGGUUCCCGGAUGCCUCCAUAGACGUACGGCGACUCCGGCUACGGGUGUACGAAGACUAUGAAGACGCCAUACAAAUCGUCGUUACUUGUGCCAUGCCGUUCAAGGUUGAAUGGUUUCUCAAAAGCGGACAUGCCAUCCUGCACUAGAUCGAAUCGAUGCCUCCGAAAACAACCACGGAAGAAGAAGACAAAAAUCGAACAAGUAAAAAUUGGAACUGUGGCUGUGUGUGGUUCACCACCAGCGCGUUAAGCCUAUUGAGCAGCGAGAUGGCCUAUCCCUUUGUGAAUCCACCGUUCUGUCUGGUAGUGCGAGACGUGAAAGGUCUCCCGGAGCAUCCCAAAACCACCGCGGAGCGUUGGAAACCCGAUCAGGGAUGUCUUCAUGGGGCUGGAGCACGGCGGCUUCCUUCGACGGAAACGUGCACUACCGAUACCAUGUAUCGGGCCAGCAGGUUUGUGAGGGGGUAGCUGUAUGUUUGGAAAUACCAACUCAUGGGAGCCUUUAAUGGGACCCUAAGAAAAUCUGGAAGUUGCUGGCUUAGUUUGUUCGUCUGCUAGUAACAUGCCCAGAAAUCCUCAUGUCUGACUGCAACCCGAUAGAAUGUAUUUGACGAUAGCACUCGGUAGAAAUCAUCAUAGAGCAUGGCUUGCGGUUGUUGGCAAGGCAUCGAAUGUGCAACUUCGGGUUGAAAGUAGCAAUCUUCCGUAACGUUGGCCGUCUACAUGAGAGAAAAGCCGCAUGGCAGGACGGCAAAACUACCAUUCUGGCGGAGAAAUAGGACGAUCAAACCCGGGAAACAUGAGAGGGCUUGUCUAUCGAGUCACAGCAUUGGAAUACAUCCGCGUUCGAUAGGUGGACGGGCAGGUUCUCAUUAGCCUCCUUGUUUAUGACGCAGAGGCACGCUCAUCCUGUGACCAAGUACCAAACAGUCGACGGUCGGCUCCGGUUUGCAGCAGAGCCCUGGCGCGGGGUCUACGCUGGUCAAGAACAAACCUGGCAAGGUAAAUGGCCAAUCUCUUCGAAGGGUGACUUGGCACAGUUUCCUGGGUCCCGAAGGAAAGAUUAAGACGCUGCAAAUGACUAACACCUUUGAGAAACAAACUUGGGGACGACCAGAUUGGCGGUACCCUUGGGGUCUGCUAUUCUGGUACAUGGCGCUGAAGUGGAGUCUGAUCGGAAUUCUGAAGACUAUCCCCGUCCCGCGGUGUUGCGCCUAGAUGAUGGCGUUGGUCGAUAAUUGAUGAGUGAAAGCCGCCGAGAUGAAGCGACGCACUCGGCAAGAUGAACAGUCAAUCCUAUAGGCCGGGGCUACGCCAUAGCAUGCCACUCCCAUACGACUGUCUUGCUGUGCCGCACAUUUGAUGUGAAGGGAAGGCAUCGUAGGCAUUGUGUUUGGCAAGAUUUUGCGGCGGUGUCGCGAGCAGGAUAUGGUGUGGAAAGACGAGUACUGUGUGGAACUUGUUGGAAGGACACCAAGGGGGCUUUGGAAGUCGCAGAUAGCCAGUGCUAGAAGUUGAAAAAAGAAACCUGUCAGGCUCCGCCGGGGAUGUGGACAGUGACAUGUCAAAAGCUAUGCUGCAACGCUGAGACGAAUACCUCAGCUGGCAGCAGUAGACCAGCAUUGGCGGUGCGCAACAACAUAGAGAAGGGGUCGAAAAGGCAUUGCCCUGCCCGGCAUCGGGGAGUCCUACGUUCCUAACCUCCGUCUCCGCCGGCGGAGCUAACCCCGGAGGAGGAUAGUCAAAUGUCGGAGAGUGUUCCAUAACGUGCUCAGAGCCGUUGGUGAAAUGGCAAAGAUAGAUGCCGCGGUACUCUGGAGGAGGCUGUUCAUGUGUUUUUGCCGUUCAUGUAUCUGGCGAGCCUCGUUCCCCCUUCUCAUCCUCGAUCUACUCGACCGAAGGCUACUUAGGCACUGGAGGUCAGUCAAACUGUCAAGGUCUCCAGGCGGAAUCCAGCGCAGAGGUUCGGAAGAGUUGAGGGGCAUCCGAUGCUGAAAUCUGGGUCCUCAAGGGGGCAGCACCGCAACAGAGAUAUGAGCGAGAGUGGUUGAAGUUGAAGUCGGUGUCAAGAUCACCAGAAGCAUGAUGUUGAAAACG